Messenger RNA from Necator americanus (New World hookworm), 1281 nucleotides. RefSeq lists its product as uncharacterized. Bases 1 to 1281 code for a protein of 426 amino acids. The record is from RefSeq and is a predicted model, not a curated record. NCBI's taxonomy places the organism in Eukaryota, Metazoa, Nematoda, Chromadorea, Rhabditida, Ancylostomatidae. The transcript is spliced from 13 exons.
AUGAUAGACUGCGGCUCUGUAUUUCGUGACAGAAAAAAGUCUUGUGAUUCGGAUGAGUUUCGCCGACGCUCCGGUUCAUCACGUAGUGACGGGAAGCGAUGGGGACGUAAGGACACAGGUGGCGGCGAGUUGAGAUGUUGUAUACAACCGGAUCUGCUUCGUAGUAAUGUCGAUAAGCAUUGGUUUUUCGAGGAUGAACAGGUACGAGUGAAUGGAUCGGUGUUCGCACGGAGAGAGAAUUUCGACAACCUACUCUCCAUUAUUCCAUUGUCGAAAUUCAACGGAAUCCAUAUCAAGAUGGAAGACGAUUGUCCCCAAGGUGGUGACGAUGUUCGUUUAUGCCUUCUGAAGACGCUUGGAGCACAUAAUCAACGUACCGUGCCGUGUGUAGGAUGUCGUCGAGACAUGGUGGUGUACGAUCGAUAUCCUCUUGUUGAUGGCGUUUUCUUCCUCUCACCAGUAUGUCAUUUUGGACCACCCACGGAGGUCAUGUACGACGGAAAACGAAACUACCUGCAACAAUUGUGCGCAAGUUGUUUGUGGUCGGAUUGGCGAUGCAAUAACUGCGGCAGAGAUGGAUGGUUCAACGGCAAGUCAAUUGUACUUGGUACUUUGUACUACUAUGAUAUUGUAUCCGCUGGGAAAUGUUGUCCUCCGACAUGUACCGUAUGCCGUAGUCCACUGCUCGUUCCAGAAAAUAUCAUGAUGCAGAUUGUGAAUGGAAACUACAGUAUCGUUCACGAGCUGAUCACAUGUUCAGCGUGCGGUUCGAAGAAUUAUCACGGUAUCAGAAGAAUCAAAGAGCUGUCGAUUCGAACGGCCAAACGAUGCUACAGUAAUGAACCACUUAUUCUGGGAAAUUUCGUUCAAAUACAGAAUUCUAAUGUUCAUAUAGAUCCGGCUACAAGGAUCAUUUCUCCAGAUAAUUUCUGCUUUUGGGCUGCUAAAGAUCUUCAGCGCCCGUUUCUGAUGUCAACCACCGCGUGUCCCUCCUCCUCUGCUUCUUCUUUAUCGACUACCUCCACGUUCGCCCUCCUAGAAUGUGCUAAAUGGCCCCGCCCACCCCCGUGUGAGAUCAACCGCGUGAAAAUGAUCAUGAUGUUUCUGAACCAUCGUGCGUACCCCUCCUCGUCCUUCUUCUCCUCCUCCUCCUCCGUUGUUGCAUCGUUCAUUUUUCGUUCAUUCGUUUUAUAUUCAUUCGAUCUAUACCAGUUAUUCAUCGCUAGAAAGCAAUGUGUUUACGCGCUGUACACUUGUACGUAUUUGUUCUGCUAUGAAUAA